This is a messenger RNA of Phalacrocorax carbo (great cormorant), 7692 nucleotides long. Lineage: Eukaryota; Metazoa; Chordata; Aves; Suliformes; Phalacrocoracidae. The record is from RefSeq and is a predicted model, not a curated record.
GCUGGGAGCCUGCGUCAGCUGCCUGUGAACCAAGCAUAACUGAAGAACCACUGGUUGCUUAUCCUUGUCACUUUUAUACCCAGUAUGAGUACGAAACUGGAGGUAAAAACUGUAUGAAGGGGAACUAGUGGGAGACACUUUCUUUGACUGUUAUACUGAUACUGCAUAUAAGCUCUUUUGGCAAGGGUUUAUUGCAGCUAGUAUUUAUGCAGGAUUUUGUAAAAGGUCUUUACUUAGGUGUAAAGAAUUGUCUCGCUUGCACUGAAGAGAAGAAAACAUGAGCUUCUGCUGCUCAAGGCUUUGGAAAAUGCCUAAUAAUUUUCUGCUCAGUAACACGCUUUUGAAAAUUUGCCCAAGUAAGCUUACAUGUGUGUGUUUGGGAGAGGGAGGGUGUUCAGACUUGUAAGGUGUAUUCAACAACCAUUUUCCGUAGACCAGUCUAUUUUAGAAAUGUAGCAAUGGAGUUUUCUGAAAGUCAUGCUUCACUUUAGAAAAUACUGGACUGUGUUCUUGUGUCUGUGUCAGCUCGAGAGUUUAAAUCGAAUGAAGAAUCUUGAAGAAGUAGGUCUUUAAUGAUUUAAAGGGAUGGACUUUACAGUAAGCGUAUCCUGCUUUUUAAAGAAGUUGACAUUUGUGUCUUUAUGUUGUGUCACGGUUUUGUGUGUUUGCUGUGAUGAUGGGAAUUAAUUCCAAACCAGGCUGUGGUGACCGACUGACCCGAGCCAACUUUUGUUGAGGUUUCCGAAGCAUUGCACAAGAGGUUUAAAGGAAAAAUUUUGGGGGCAUGUGACAGUUAAUCUCUUUAGCGGUAAGAAUGAAAUUUAAGCAUACUGUUGAAAAUGUACUCGGUUCUGUGCUGCUCUUUGUUUUAAUUAACAAUCUCCUGCAUAGAUUGGGAGUGUAAACUUCUUUGCACUUUAGUCCAAUUAAAUCGUGCUUGGAGGCUGUCAAUGGUGGGGAGAACUCCCCCCUGCCCCCCUUUUUUUAAUUGUUCAGUGAGUCUGUUGAAUAAUGAAAGAAUUUGCCUGGCGGGGUUUUGUACUGUUUCGUCGUCUCGAUGAAUUAUUGCAGAGGGUAGGCGACAGUCUCCUUUGUCCAAAAUGCAUUGGAAUGAUUCAUCCAAUUCCUCGGAAAGUGACAAUGAAGCUCAUUCAGCCUUUACACAGACAGAGCACAACAUAGUUGCAGCUUACUUAAUAACAGCAGGUAUGGGCAUUGGCAAAUUGUUGUGUAACUUUUUAAAAUAGAACUGUAGAUCGGAAUGCUCGUUUUGUAUAGUGACAGUGAUGGUAUUUUGGUUUGUAUUACACAAAUGUCUGAUGGCUUUCCACCAUAGUUUACUGACAAGUUACCAAUCAGCAGGCUGCCUGAAAUGUGCAGAAACAUCUGAAGUGUGUAGAAACAUCUAAGUUUUCCGCUCUAUAUUUGAAGGCAGGUUGUGUCUUGAAAAAUAUAUUUUGUUGAUAUGUAAUUAUAGACGAGAGUAAGAAUUAAUUUCUGCCAGCUUGCAAAAGAGAUAAAAAUAGGGCAUAGCUGUCACAUCUUGCAUUUUUCUGUGAUGUGCUUGAAGCUAUCUUCAGAUUUCUCCUGGGCCACAUGUUUGUAGCAAUAUAUGUGUAGUCUGAGCAUGUGAGCGUGUGUCUGUUAGGGGGAUGCGAGGGGAAGGGUUGGAAUGUGACUUGGAGGGGGCUGGUCAUUAAUCAGAGAAGAGCAGACUCCAGUUGCGGCUGUAUUUUUCACCGAUGACACAUGUUAGAAAAAGCACUCUGGAAGUCUUGACAUCGUGUUCGUUCUUUGUGACUGCAGUGGCCUUUGGCUAAACUUGAAUGAUUAUGGACUUCUUUUUUCCCUUGGAAACUUUCUCAUUGUUAUAAUCAUAACUGCUUCGGUAAUGUUUUUCUGAAGCAUUGAGCGCUAUAGCAAUGAAAUAUCAACCUGUCCAAAAACUGAAACCCACUGUGUUUAAAAUUAGUCCUUCUAUGCCUUUAUUAUGGAAAAUUAAAUCAGUCUAUACUUUAUUCGUAGACUGUACCAUACAUUUACUGUUAUAAUUAGUUCUUAAAAAUACUUUAAAAUAUUAAUGUACUUCAGGUUUAUAUGAAAUAGUAUUGCUGAUGGUCACAUUUUACUUCGCAUAUCUGUUUGAAGUGGUGGGUAUCAAAUUGCUGUUCUGGUAAAGAGUGUAUUUUUGAAUGCAAAGGCAAUAAUUUAUUUCAGAUUUUCAGAGAAAUUGAUAGAACAGCUGCACAGAUCAGUAGACUUGUUAAGAAGCUGUAGAGAUGGACGAUAGUCAAGUGUUGGAAGGCUAGAUACACUCCGCAGUACUACCACGCUAUUUGCAGGUAACUAGAUCUAUUAGGUGCUGCAAAUAUGUAUGAUAUUGUUAUAGUUUAAUUAAAAUUGAUUACACUGUAUGUAACAAGGUGGUCUAUUCAGAUAGUUUGACCACCUGGUGUUAGGGAUCGAAGCUAUCGUAGGUGAUCAGUAGGAUUAGCCAGAAUCAACCCAGCUUUUCUUUCUUAAUCUUGCAUGGAAAUUAAACGUCUUUAAAAACAAAAAAAAAAAGAAGUUGGAUUACUUUGCACUUUGGUUUUUUUUUCAUUUCUGGGUUUGGGGUUGUUUUUUUUGGGGGGGAGUUUCUUUUGUUGUUUUAAUUAGGGGAGUCUAGUAAAUCUUUCACCUGUAGCUUAGACUUUGUUUUCUUAAUGAGGAAUGUUUUUGACAGUAAGGUCUAUAACUUCUUUGCAAGUAUGAUUGAUUGCUUUGCAAAUGCCUUACCACAGCAAAUCUCACAUCUGAAAAAUUUAAGCUGUGUUAAUAAGCAGAUGUCUAAGAAUAAGAAUGAAAUUCAAGGUACAGUGUUCAUCCUUAUGCUGCUUUUUAAAAGGUUUGAAUGCUUCUUUCUCUUGAAAAUAAUUGCUUCGUUUUCUGAGAAGGGAGUAUUGCAUUCUACAAUAGUGGUCAGUAUAUUAAUUUUAGUGAUGACAACAGCGAUACUCAGGCAGCAGAAUACUCAGGCUGCAGAAUGCAAUAUUGCCGCAUGAAUAUCCUUCAGCUUAUAAUGGUGUGAUGCUCUGGUAUAAUUUUAAAACGCUAACUGGAAAAGUAAAUUCUAUGUUAUUCACAGAUCUAACUUUCAUUGUUUUGAUGCUACUACCUGUGUGUCUUGCUUAACUCUGUUAGGGCUUGUGGUUGCAUUUGGUCUGCAUUUAGUUUUCAUUGCUUCCUUGGGAAGAUGGAAAAUAAAUUCUCCUGCUCUUGAUCAGGUCAUGAGGUUUUUAUCUUCAUUUUCACGUAACUACAAAGUUUAAUUGAAGAAAUAUGGGAAAAGUCUAAACCUAAGAUGUUUCACAGGCCAAGUGGCAGCAUCCAUGUGCUUUUUCUGAAUCACAUGAGUUUGUCCCAGUUGAUGAUUUCAGGUUACUGAAAGUCUUGGGCUUGGUCUGCACUCCCUGUCCUCUAAGAAAUCAUAGAAUCAUUUAGGUUGGAAAAGACCUUUAAGAACAUUGAGUCCAACCAUAAACCUAACACUGCCAAGUCCACCACUAAACCAUGUCCCUAAACACCACAUCUACACAUUUUUUGAACGCCUCCAGGGAUGGUGACUCAACUGCUUGCCUGGGCAGCCUGGUCCAAUGCUUGACAGCCCUUUUGGUAAAGAAAUUUUUCCUAGUAUGCAAUCUAAACACCACCUGGUGCAACUUGAGGACACUUCCUCUUGUCAUAUUGCUUGUUGGGAGAAAAGACUGACCUCAACCUCACUACAACCUCCUUUCAGGUGGUUGUAGAGAGCGAUAUAGUCUCCCCUCAGCCUCCUUUUUCCUCCAGGCUGAACAACCCCAGCUCCCUCAGCCACUCCUCAUAACACUUGUGCUCUAGACCCUUUGCCAGCUUUGUUGCUCUUCUAAUGGGUGCUGCUUAGCUGCUGCCUGGGGAAACGUUGUUCUACUUGACCUGAUUCUCAGAAAGAGGGAAGAGAGCAUUUCUUGAAUCUGCAUGGUAUUUGUUUUUACUUUGUUCAAGAUGGAAUCCAUCUUCUUUCUUACAUGUUGUUCCCCAGAACAUUUUUUUUGGCUCUAUUAUUGAUUUGUUUUAGUGGUGGUAAAAUUUUUAAUAAAUGUAGGCUUAGCAAUUCCACUUUCUCUUCCCUGUUUUGGUUUAGUUUGGUUCCCUCCCCCGCUCCCCCCCUUUAUUUUAAGGUUGGGCUCUGAAGUACUAAAUUUAAGCAUGUCUAACAGGAUCCUUCCCUCACCCUGAGGAUAUGAGUUUACAGUCCUGUUGUGUUUCUGAUUUCAUUCUUGGUAGCUGUAAUAUCUGUUAAAACAUGCUUCAUAAGAAGCCUGUACUGUUUUAUAAGCUUGUAAUUCUAUUUUGCUUUCUCCCAAGAGAUGACAUGCUACCUGUCAACGGGAGAGCUGACAGAACUGGCACUGGGAGUGCGUUCACUAUGGUGUUUGUUUCAGAUCAGAUCCCCAGCUCCCUGCUUUUGUUCAUUUUAGGGGCUCAUAGCAUCACAGUGGCAUUCCUGAAAUGUGCGAAUAUAUGAACGUGGUAGCUGAUGGCAUCUGUGUGGCUAGGCACCUCCAACAUCAUCUGUAGUGUAAUUUUUAUGUACUGAGCAGGAGACUUGCACCUGAGAACAGACAUGCUUGGUGGUUUUAAAAGACAAUGGAAAGAGAGAUAGCUAAGAAUUAGUUACAAUUUUGCCUCAUUUGAUUUUAAAAUUAUUGACUCUGUUAAGAUCUGUUUCUGUAAUGAAGGAGAUCAUAACUGAUUAAUAAAAUGUUGCAGUGAAACUCCUUAUGUGAGCUUCAAGUGUAAUAGAAAAGGUACCAAUUUAUGUAACUGUUAUUGAGAAACUCAAUUUAAAAGUGAAGAGUUGGUGUUGUCCCUAGUGUCCGUUAUCCUAAGCAUCACCUUUGUUAUAUUUUUAUGUAAUUAUGAUUGCACUGGCUUUCCUUCUGCCCUUUUUCAUAUCUGUCAUGGAAGUAACAUAGCUCUUGCUGAGCAUAGUGGUUCAGAUGGUACUUCUGAUGUGUAUUUGACUCCAGAAAUGUCUGCCUCAGUUUGAUGCACUGGCGUGUGUGCUGGUAGUUAUAAAUCUAUGGAAUGUGUUCCUGUGGGCUGCCAAUGAUGGAGUCCACACAACUUUGCAUGGUUUGAAGGAGUUUCCGCAUCGAUACCAGUUGAAGUCUUCAGGAGUCAGCUGUGGAGCUGAAGUGCUUGACAUUGAUUCUUGCCCUCAGGUUUUCUAACCCUGCUGAUUUGAGGUUAUUGUUUUAAGUGCAGUGUGUUUGUAGUCUGAUGGUAAACCAAUGUUAGAGAUUUUUAACUCUGUGCUGCAGCAUUGACAGUGUCAGGGACAGAAGAACAUUGUAUAAUACUUUAAAAACUUAUUGCCCUUUCCACAGAGGCAUGUCAGCAAAAGAUAAGCUGUGUGUGUCAGGUUUUUGGUGGGGCCAAUAGACGAGCAGAAAUCCCAUCAGUGAAGGUGAUGCCAGGGGACUGGAGCAGAAUGGGCAGUGACUAUGGAAGAAGAUGGGUCUGCUUUUGGAAAUCCACAUUCAGUAUGUCAGCCAUUCACUCAAGCUCCUUACAGAAUUAUGCUUCAGAUGUGAUAAAAUUCUAAGCGACAUUUCCACGGACAAUAUGUUGUUAGACUUUUACCAAAAUAACAUUCCACUCUGCACUUGUAAUUUAAGGUGCCCAGGCUAUAUAAACGUUUGUAAGUUUAGGAUUUGGUUCAGAGAUACUGUAACAGCUGUGCCACACUGGGGAAUCUGUGAACAGCUUAUAAACUCCUGUCAACAUUUACAAGUUAUUUUCUUAAUGACUGUAUUUGAGCAUGUUGGAAUUCUCCAUUUUAUUGAUAAGGGCUGUGAGUCUACUGAGGUGCAAGGGGGAGUUUUUAACCUCAUUAGCUGUUUAUUAAUAGUUUGUAUUAACAGUGGAUGAGUAAAAGUUUAGAGGAUGGGAGUUUGGUCUGGGUAUCUCUUCAACAGGCUAGAGUUGAAGAGAAUAAAACCACAACACCCACCCCACCAUACUCCCCCCAGUUUUGUGGGAGUGCCAUGUAAACUCACUCCAAGAGCCAUGCAGUAGGAUUUGGCUGGGAAGGAGGAAUAGCAGGAGAAAAGGAGAAUCUGGGUGUUUUAAUAUAAGUGACUAGGGUCAGAAAAAGCUUGCUGAUACACAGGAUCCUAAAGAGAGUGUCCUGGGCACCUUCAAGAGCAUUAAGUCCAAGGCAAAUUGCAGAGGGAUUGGACAUGAGGAGAGGAGAAUGUACGUUUUAGCUCCAGUGCUGUAUUUCUUUAUUGCAACUCAUUAUCGACUGGCCAUUUCUUGUGUUGCCUAAUAGACUUCAGACACAGUUUGAGUCAAGCCAGACCAAAGAGGUUUAAAAAUACACAGGGUAGCGAGGCAGGAGCAAGUUCAGUGCAGAGCUGGACUUUUACUGUGGCUGUGACACAGCCCUAGAACUUGUCAGGUGGAGGAAAUAGCUGUGGUGCGGGCACAGCCACGCCACUGUGGCAGGCUGUGCGGGUCAUCCAGACUGUCUGACAAGGCUUAGAAAAUACAGUCUGCAGCAACCUGAGCCAACUCGGAUGUUUGCAAAGAACUGGGCCCUCAUGAGCAGCGAGGGGAGUUAGUCUGGCUAGGAUAGUGGUAGCAAAGUCAAAGCUUCUGUAUUCCUUUUGCCCAGGAUUAUUGUCUGAAUGCACAGUGGAAACUCUCCACUGAGAAAGGAAGAUCUCAGGUGGUGGCAGGGGCCUUCUGCUAGAUCAGGAGUGAUAAGCAUUUUCAGUAACAUUGUUGUGUUAGGCAUCUUUGUUAAGUACAAAGAGCUUCGGACAGCGACCAACGCAAUUAUUAUCAACUUGGCUUUUACUGACAUUGGCGUUAGUGGCAUUGGUUACCCCAUGUCUGCUGCCUCAGACCUGCAUGGAAGCUGGAAAUUUGGAUAUACUGGAUGCCAGAUCUAUGCUGCCUUAAAUAUCUUUUUUGGGAUGGCGAGUAUUGGUUUGCUCACGGUUGUUGCAGUUGACCGCUAUCUGACAAUCUGCAGGCCUGAUAUAGGAAGAAGAAUGACUACCCGUAGCUAUGCCACUCUGAUCCUUGCUGCUUGGAUAAAUGCAGUCUUUUGGGCUUCCAUGCCUGCUGUAGGCUGGGCUAGCUACGCUCCGGAUCCAACUGGAGCAACAUGCACAGUAAAUUGGAGGAAAAAUGAUGUGUCCUUUGUUUCCUACACAAUGAGUGUAAUUGCUGUUAAUUUUGUUGUACCCUUAACACUCAUGUUUUACUGUUACUACAAUGUUUCCCGGACAAUGAAAAAAUAUACCAGCAGUAACUGCCUGGAGAGCAUCAACAUAGAUUGGUCUGACCAAGUAGAUGUGACAAAGAUGUCUGUUGUGAUGAUUGUAAUGUUCUUGGUGGCAUGGUCUCCAUAUUCUAUUGUGUGUUUAUGGUCUUCCUUUGGAGACCCAAAGAAAAUUUCUCCUGCGAUGGCCAUCAUAGCUCCUUUAUUUGCAAAAUCUUCCACGUUCUAUAAUCCCUGCAUUUAUGUAAUUGCAAACAAAAAGUUUCGGAGGGCAAUGCUGGCAAUGGUUCGGUGUCAGACAAGACAAGAGAUAACUAUAAACAAUGCCUUGCCCAUGAGUGUAUCUCAAAGUGCACUGACAUCAUAGAACUCGU